CCCUUAAAGUCAUGUGAUCAAAAUAUGGUGGCCUCACACAUCCCUGCCCCUUAAAUUAAACAUAAACAACAAGAUUUUGUUUUUAUUUGCUAAUAAAACAUGUUUAUAAAGCUUUCCUUUUUUAAUGUGUGAGUAACUAGAUCUAUAUUCUAUAUAGAUCCGGAAAAUGCAAUCAACGGACUUUUUCUGUGUUGUAAAAAAUCCAUUCAAUUUACAAACUUUUCAGAGACGUCUGCGUCAUUUACACAGUAUAGCUGUACGUAAUUUAUACUGCCCCAAGUAUCAUGACAGUGAUUUCAGACAUCUGGAAGUAUUUUUCACACUCCAUACAGACGAAAAGUCAAAAGCAUUUUAUACAAGCGAGAAAAUUACAGGCUCUUUGAAUCCAACCUGGCAAAAUUUCGAUUUACAAAGAUGUGACACAGAUGUUGACAAGACUGCAAAAUUUGUGGUCUUAAAAAUAUGGAUCUCUUAUGAGAAAGUCUGUAAGAUUGCAUUGCUUGCUCAUGUUUAUCUAACAGGUCUAGUCUUCUAUUCCAAUAAGCUUCAGGUCCCUGGAGUUAAAUAUCCCCCAAAUACUCUUUUGUUUGGUAUGUUUAAUAACAUAUUCAUCUACUAUGAUAAACAAGCCUCAAGUCCACAACUGGAUCAAUGGAUACCAGACAAGGAAGUACCAUUGGAUAAUUUACCUGCUGUGGUCAAGGUGGAUCAAUCAAGUCAAAAGCCUUCAUUUAAUAUCAACUCUCUCACCAGAAUUCACACAGUCCAGAGGGCCAUCAGACAAACUAGGGCCUCAGUAAGACGAAUACAUUCUGAUAUUGAAGAUAAAUUGAUGUCCUCCAGUGAAAACUCUGAAAAGUUACUGUCAAGAGAAGUGUUACUCGUGAAAGUUCGGCAACUUAGAAAGGAACUUCUCUGGCAAACACAGCAGAAACAGUUGGAACAAGAUGCGCUGGACCAAUACAGGACACAGCAAGAGAGUCGAUGUAAGUUGUUGAAAGAGAAAAAAGAUCAACUCUCCAAAACAGAGAAGGAUGCAGAAGAAAAAAGAAUGCAACAUAUACAGUCUCGAGAAAUGCUAGUCAAAGAGAAUGCUCAGGUCUUGUUUCGUAGAAAACAAAUCAUAAGUGAAAUGGUGCAUUACAUUUACCCAAUUACUGAGGAUGAAAAACAUAAUUUCUACAUUAAUGGUGUCAAACUUCCAAAUGCUGAAGAUUAUCAAGGACAAGAUGAAGUUCGGGUUUCUGUGGCGCUGGGUUUCACUUGCCACCUGACAACGAUGGUAUCUCAUUUCAUGGACAUGCCACUGCGGUAUCCCAUGGUGCAUAAAGGCUCUCGCUCCAUCAUCAUCGACCAUGUGCACAGUAAGCUGACAGAGAAAGACAGAGAAUUCCCACUGUAUGGCAAAGGCAAAGAAAAGUUUCAGUACAAUUAUGCUGUGUUUCUGCUCAAUAAAAAUAUUAGCCAGUUAAGAUUUUAUUGUGGUCUUGGCACCACUGACCUACGGCAGACCUUACCCAACCUCAAGUCAUUACUGGAACAGAGACUUGGUGUUCGCUUGAGUCCUUCACUAGACCAGCGUGGACUAGGAUUGCAGUCUCCUCAGACCAACAGUAUUGGAGAGUCACCUGCCAGCCGCAGAAGUCAAGCUCCAAGUAGCAGUGCUUCUAGCAACAUGAGGAAAGACUUGACAUUGGAAGCGGACACCACAGAUGGAUUGCCAAGACCCCCAGUGUUAGAUGUGUCCCUGUAUAAAAGAGAAAACAGUUUUAUGAAUUUCGACAGCAGUGCUUUCAGUUCGUCACUUGACUUGGGCUAUUCUGACCAGCAGAUUGAUAGCAAAGUUUUUAAACCACGUAUGGAUUUCUCUGAUGGGUUUCAUUCUAAAUCUAUAAAUGGAUUUAAGGAGCCCAAUUCUGAUUUUGCCAGAAAUGCAAGUCAGGUUGGAAGAACUAUCAGUGAAGAAGAUGAAACUGAAGAACUUUUCCAGCCAUCAGAUGACCACUUCUUUAAGGUGAUCAAUCAGCCUGUGGUGGAAGAGUUCAACAAGCUCUUAAGUGACCGCCUGAACCACUCUGGCGAACUUGGUGACAGUCUCCACCCAGGGUCAUCCGCAAAGGCCAACACUUCAUCAUCUUCACUGCUUAGCGGUGACCAAGUGACAAGUUUCAAACUUAUUAAGCACCCCCCUCCACAGCAGAAACUUUCUGCUUCUCCGAAUGGAUCAUCAAGUCCUCGAGGUGACACCUGCGAAUCCGACCAAGAGCUAGUACAUUCUGAUGAGAGACAAAGGUCAGUGCUAAGUGUGUCUGCGGCAACCAAUGACAAUCUGUACACACAAAGUUUAUCUUAUGAUGAGGGUGACCUCUGUGAGGCGCCUGAUAGGACAGUCGAUUGAAUUUGGAAACAAUUUUUGUAAUGUGAUUAUUUAAGAAUUUCAUUAUUGGGUCCUGGUAUUUAAGUUAUUACACCACAACACAAAAUUGUUGGGAUUUUUCAGAAACCAUUUUUAACAUUCAUAAGUCCUGACUGAUGUGAAGUACUGGAUAUUAUGUGGAUAACUUACAACACCUGCUGCUUUGGAUUACUUACAUUGAAAUCAUUUUUUGAUUUUUUUAAUGAGAACUGCAUUAGGUGAUGCGGUAUAUAUAAAUGUACUUUCUUAAAACAACAACAAGCUUGGUUACAAAUGAAAAUAGUUUUAAACAUCAGGUUUCCACUUAAAGUACUUGACCUCAUUAUUUUUACAUAAUCAUUACAAGAUAAGAAGGUUUCCAGUUAAAGGUUUUCAAUACAAUGGAUGCUAUGGAUAAACUGACAAGGGCCCAAAGAAUUCCCAGUGUAAAUAAAUCAACUGACAGCAUUAUAACUUUGUGUCAGGUUCACAGGUCACAAAACUUAAGGUGAUAUAAUCCAUUAUAAAUUUCAUUGUCAUUUCCACUUAUUUAUUGUUUUAAUCGCUAGCUUUUGAAUGUGCUUUUUUUUUUUUGUCAAUGGGAUGGUGCUUUCAGUGUCGUAGCUAGGCAACCUGACCAAGUGGGUAAACUCUCGGCUCAGAAUUAUUCAAACCCUCAAUGUUAAGACGACACUUCACUCAAACAUAAUUUUGCAAAAUAUUUGUGAUACCUGGACCAGGAAGAUGAUGUAAAAUAAACUUCUUUUUUUGUUUCGUUUGUUUCCAUGUUUGAACUAUUUUCACUGUAUUUUUUUUCCUUCACUUUUCUCAAAUAGCGAUCACAUUUAAAGAGCUAAAUUUCACUGAGACUUUUGUCAGUUUUGGUGAACUUGCAAGAAUGAUUCUGGAUAUUGGUUUGUAUCAAAAGAGUUUUUAGAAUCUUUUGCAUUCAGUUUGUGUAAGUUAGAUCGAAAAUUGUGAAAAGAACUAACCAUUGAAUCUUUUUCUUUGAGAUUUAUCAUUUUUAGACAAAUAUUUGUAUUCAAAGUCAAUAUUAUGCCAGUGGACAAUUUCAUAGCACAAGGAUAGGCCUGUUUAGUCUUAUGAGAAGUUGCAAAGGAAGAUUUUCUUUAGAAACAUAAAUUUGUCACAGAGUAAAAUUUAGAUUAUUUUUCUUAAACAAAAUGAAAAAUGUGUAUUGCUUUUCUGUAUGGGGGCUGGGAUAUUGAAUGUCAACAAAAGCUUACAAUCAGAGUAUCAGUAUUAGACAAGAACAAUACAUAGGGAACAAUUCACAAAUAGCGUAGAAUCUAUGUAGUCCUUGUCGCUUGCUGUUCUAAAGUCAGAUACUAAAAGAGAUAGAAGGAAAUUCUUGGUACUUGUGGCUUGUUCAGGCAACACAUAAAAUUUGAAUUAUUCAUGGAGCUGGAAAGAAAGAGAACUUUUAAUAUAAUGCAGUUGUCCUAGCCAAAAGAUUUAUGUAUUAAAUGUUGAUAACAAUGAACCAAUCAAGGGACUUGUUGUUGCUUCCAAUUAUUCGUCUAUUGGUUUUAUAUUUUGUUUUUGUUAGUGUGUAACACCUUCAAAAAAAAAGUUUGCAACCAGUAAAUUUGUUUAGUAGUACCGGUAGUCAAGAAAAGUUGUUUAAAACUCACUUUAAGUGAGAGAAAGUUUUAAUAACUAUAAAUACAAAUCUGCCUCCUAAGUAGAAAUAUCUACUGUAGUGUUGGUUUAUACAAAUGUGCUAAGUUCUGAAUCAACAAACGAUGCAUACCUAUUACAAGUAUAAGCCUAUAAUGAAAACAGGCUCGAAACUGUGACCCUCUGGAUCGACAACUCUGCCGAGCAGCAACACAGUGCUAAGCAAAGUAACCUCUAGAUCAUGGAGAUGUUAAAACAAACAUCUUUCUGAUCAGACUCCUUUUUGUUAUAUUAAUAUUUAAUUCACUCUUUUCUCUCAUUAAAAAUGUGGUCCCUAGUGCUGCCUUUAUGUAUGUACUAUGUAUGUAGUUCAGUUAGCACACAUUUUAUAUUGAACCACAUUAUACUUCUUUUCAUUCUUUCACUGAGUAUUGAGGGAUCUUAGUACCAUCUUUUUGGUAGUUAAGAAUAGUCUCUGGUGUUGGUAAAGUUUUACAACCAAAUGGAAAUGUUGGCCUUACAGCUUUGUGUUUUCACCUUUUUUAACUAUAAAAUUACUUUUUUUCCAAAAUGUUACUUGGUGUCAAGUGUAUUGUUUGCCUAUCUAUAAAUAGAUCCUCCUCCUAUUGUGUUUGUCUUGACUAUUUUUCAGAAGCAGACUCAAGCCUGUAUAUACUCUACAUUGCUUUUAUUUUACAAUAUAAUAUCAAACAAAUCUGUGAGGAACAAAACCUAUUUUGUUGUGUAAAGAGAAGAUUUCCCCAAGCUAACAAAGUGGAUGUCUUGUAUAUCAUCCAUAUUUUUUUACCAGAUAGUCACAUAUUAUGUAUUUCUUAGCAUAGAAAAAGGGAGAUUAAUAACACAUUUUGAAUAAGCUCCAUAACUUUCCUUGCUUCAGGUUUGUUUUUUUGAUUCUUAACAAAAGUUUGGAUAGUACUAACUGAGAGCAUGAGAACAAUUUACAAACAAACAAAAAGCAGUUGUUAGGAGUUGACCUAAAAUUAGCCAAGGUGUAACCCUGGCAAUAGUCUACAUUUAUUGUUUGUUUUCAAUACAUGAUUUGAUUAGCUGUUUGUCAAGCCCACAUGGAACCUAACAAAUUUGAUUAUCAAGACAUGGGGCUUUUUAUUUCAAUCCCCCCCCCCCCCCCCCCCAAUUUUUUUCCUUUUAGGUUUAUCUUGACAGAGCCUUUACUAAGAAUUGUGUAUGAAUGAAUUAUUCUUGCCUUUCUCCACACACUGGCAAACAAGUCAAACAUUUGACCCUCCACCACACACUGACAAACAAGUCAAACAUUGGACCCUCCACCACACACUGACAAACAAGUCAAACAUUGGACCCUCCACCACACACUGACAAACAAGUCAAACAUUGGACCCUCCACCACACACUGACAAACAAGUCAAACAUUGGACCCUCCACCACACACUGACAACCAAGUCAAACAUUGGACCCUCCACCACACACUGACAACCAAGUCAAACAUUGGACCCUCCACCACACACUGACAAGUCAAACAUUGGACCCUCCACCACACACUGACAAGUUAAACAUUGGACCCUCCACCACACACUGACAAACAAGUCAAACAUUGGACCCUCCACCACACACUGACAAGUCAAACAUUGGACACUCCACCACACACUGACAAGUCAAACAUUGGACCCUCCACCACACACUGACAAACAAGUCAAACAUUGGACCCUCCACCACACACUGACAAACAAGUCAAACAUAGGACCCUCCACCACACACUGACAAGUCAAACAUUGGACCCUCCACCACACACUGACAAACAAGUCACACAUUGGACCCUCCACCAUGCACUGACUGAAAGUUUUGUUGUUGCUUGACAUGUGCAAUAAAAGAACUUUUUUUUUUUCAUGACAGAUUAAU
This is a messenger RNA of Biomphalaria glabrata, 5932 nucleotides long. Its product is annotated as UV radiation resistance-associated protein-like. Gene Ontology annotation, molecular function: SNARE binding. Gene Ontology annotation, cellular component: lytic vacuole; endosome. The transcript is spliced from 16 exons. Bases 167 to 2398 code for a protein of 743 amino acids. Lineage: Eukaryota; Metazoa; Mollusca; Gastropoda; Planorbidae. The record is from RefSeq and is a predicted model, not a curated record. Gene Ontology annotation, biological process: SNARE complex assembly.